Molecule: messenger RNA, 5379 nt
Organism: Closterium sp. Naga37s-1
Lineage: Eukaryota; Viridiplantae; Streptophyta; Zygnematophyceae; Desmidiales; Closteriaceae
Source: the annotation of a GenBank genome assembly
AUGGGGGCCACACGCGCACCCAGGGGCGACAAGGCAGUGGGCAGGACUGAGAGGUGCAUGGCAGGUGUGGCAGCUGUGGCAGCUGUGGCAGCUGUGGCAGCUGUGCGCACCUCUGCUGUUGUGCCCACCUCUGCUGUUGUGCCCACCUCUGCUGUUGUGCGCACCUCUGCUGUUGUGCCCACCUCUGCUGUUGUGCCCACCUCUGCUGUUGUGCCCACCUCUGCUGUUGUGCCCACCUCUGCUGUUGUGCGCACCUCUGCUGUUGUGCCCACCUCUGCUGUUGUGCCCACCUCUGCUGUUGUGCGCACCUCUGCUGUUGUGCCCACCUCUGCUGUUGUGCCCACCUCUGCUGUUGUGCGCACCUCUGCUGUUGUGCCCACCUCUGCUGUUGUGCCCACCUCUGCUGUUGUGCCCACCUCUGCUGUUGUGCCCACCUCUGCUGUUGUGCGCACCUCUGCUGUUGUGCCCACCUCUGCUGUUGUGCCCACCUCUGCUGUUGUGCGCACCUCUGCUGUUGUGCCCACCUCUGCUGUUGUGCCCACCUCUGCUGUUGUGCCCACCUCUGCUGUUGUGCCCACCCCUGCUGUUGUGCGCACCUCUGCUGUUGUGCCCACCUCUGCUGUUGUGCCCACCUCUGCUGUUGUGCGCACCUCUGCUGUUGUGCCCACCUCUGCUGUUGUGCCCACCUCUGCUGUUGUGCCCACCUCUGCUGUUGUGCGCACCUCUGCUGUUGUGCCCACCUCUGCUGUUGUGCCCACCUCUGCUGUUGUGCGCACCUCUGCUGUUGUGCGCACCUCUGCUGUUGUGCCCACCUCUGCUGUUGUGCCCACCUCUGCUGUUGUGCCCACCUCUGCUGUUGUGCCCACCUCUGCUGUUGUGCCCACCUCUGCUGUUGUGCCCACCUCUGCUGUUGUGCGCACCUCUGCUGUUGUGCGCACCUCUGCUGUUGUGCCCACCUCUGCUGUUGUGCCCACCUCUGCUGUUGUGCGCACCUCUGCUGUUGUGCCCACCUCUGCUGUUGUGCCCACCUCUGCUGUUGUGCCCACCUCUGCUGUUGUGCGCACCUCUGCUGUUGUGCCCACCUCUGCUGUUGUGCCCACCUCUGCUGUUGUGCGCACCUCUGCUGUUGUGCCCACCUCUGCUGUUGUGCGCACCUCUGCUGUUGUGCCCACCUCUGCUGUUGUGCCCACCUCUGCUGUUGUGCGCACCUCUGCUGUUGUGCGCACCUCUGCUGUUGUGCCCACCUCUGCUGUUGUGCCCACCUCUGCUGUUGUGCCCACCUCUGCUGUUGUGCGCACCUCUGCUGUUGUGCGCACCUCUGCUGUUGUGCCCACCUCUGCUGUUGUGCCCACCUCUGCUGUUGUGCCCACCUCUGCUGUUGUGCGCACCUCUGCUGUUGUGCCCACCUCUGCUGUUGUGCCCACCUCUGCUGUUGUGCCCACCUCUGCUGUUGUGCGCACCUCUGCUGUUGUGCCCACCUCUGCUGUUGUGCCCAUCUCUGCUGUUGUGCGCACCUCUGCUGUUGUGCCCACCUCUGCUGUUGUGCCCACCUCUGCUGUUGUGCCCACCUCUGCUGUUGUGCCCACCUCUGCUGUUGUGCCCACCUCUGCUGUUGUGCCCACCUCUGCUGUUGUGCGCACCUCUGCUGUUGUGCCCACCUCUGCUGUUGUGCCCACCUCUGCUGUUGUGCGCACCUCUGCUGUUGUGCGCACCUCUGCUGUUGUGCCCACCUCUGCUGUUGUGCCCACCUCUGCUGUUGUGCCCACCUCUGCUGUUGUGCGCACCUCUGCUGUUGUGCGCACCUCUGCUGUUGUGCCCACCUCUGCUGUUGUGCCCACCUCUGCUGUUGUGCCCACCUCUGCUGUUGUGCGCACCUCUGCUGUUGUGCCCACCUCUGCUGUUGUGCCCACCUCUGCUGUUGUGCCCACCUCUGCUGUUGUGCGCACCUCUGCUGUUGUGCCCACCUCUGCUGUUGUGCCCAUCUCUGCUGUUGUGCGCACCUCUGCUGUUGUGCCCACCUCUGCUGUUGUGCCCACCUCUGCUGUUGUGCCCACCUCUGCUGUUGUGCGCACCUCUGCUGUUGUGCCCACCUCUGCUGUUGUGCCCACCUCUGCUGUUGUGCCCACCUCUGCUGUUGUGCGCACCUCUGCUGUUGUGCCCACCUCUGCUGUUGUGCCCACCUCUGCUGUUGUGCGCACCUCUGCUGUUGUGCCCACCUCUGCUGUUGUGCCCACCUCUGCUGUUGUGCGCACCUCUGCUGUUGUGCCCACCUCUGCUGUUGUGCCCACCUCUGCUGUUGUGCCCACCUCUGCUGUUGUGCCCACCUCUGCUGUUGUGCCCACCUCUGCUGUUGUGCGCACCUCUGCUGUUGUGCGCACCUCUGCUGUUGUGCCCACCUCUGCUGUUGUGCCCACCUCUGCUGUUGUGCCCACCUCUGCUGUUGUGCCCACCUCUGCUGUUGUGCGCACCUCUGCUGUUGUGCCCACCUCUGCUGUUGUGCGCACCUCUGCUGUUGUGCGCACCUCUGCUGUUGUGCCCACCUCUGCUGUUGUGCCCACCUCUGCUGUUGUGCCCACCUCUGCUGUUGUGCCCACCUCUGCUGUUGUGCGCACCUCUGCUGUUGUGCCCACCUCUGCUGUUGUGCCCACCUCUGCUGUUGUGCGCACCUCUGCUGUUGUGCCCACCUCUGCUGUUGUGCGCACCUCUGCUGUUGUGCCCACCUCUGCUGUUGUGCCCACCUCUGCUGUUGUGCGCACCUCUGCUGUUGUGCGCACCUCUGCUGUUGUGCCCACCUCUGCUGUUGUGCCCACCUCUGCUGUUGUGCCCACCUCUGCUGUUGUGCCCACCUCUGCUGUUGUGCCCACCUCUGCUGUUGUGCCCACCUCUGCUGUUGUGCGCACCUCUGCUGUUGUGCGCACCUCUGCUGUUGUGCCCACCUCUGCUGUUGUGCCCACCUCUGCUGUUGUGCGCACCUCUGCUGUUGUGCCCACCUCUGCUGUUGUGCCCACCUCUGCUGUUGUGCCCACCUCUGCUGUUGUGCGCACCUCUGCUGUUGUGCCCACCUCUGCUGUUGUGCCCACCUCUGCUGUUGUGCGCACCUCUGCUGUUGUGCCCACCUCUGCUGUUGUGCGCACCUCUGCUGUUGUGCCCACCUCUGCUGUUGUGCCCACCUCUGCUGUUGUGCGCACCUCUGCUGUUGUGCGCACCUCUGCUGUUGUGCCCACCUCUGCUGUUGUGCCCACCUCUGCUGUUGUGCCCACCUCUGCUGUUGUGCGCACCUCUGCUGUUGUGCGCACCUCUGCUGUUGUGCCCACCUCUGCUGUUGUGCCCACCUCUGCUGUUGUGCCCACCUCUGCUGUUGUGCGCACCUCUGCUGUUGUGCCCACCUCUGCUGUUGUGCCCACCUCUGCUGUUGUGCCCACCUCUGCUGUUGUGCGCACCUCUGCUGUUGUGCCCACCUCUGCUGUUGUGCCCAUCUCUGCUGUUGUGCGCACCUCUGCUGUUGUGCCCACCUCUGCUGUUGUGCCCACCUCUGCUGUUGUGCCCACCUCUGCUGUUGUGCCCACCUCUGCUGUUGUGCCCACCUCUGCUGUUGUGCCCACCUCUGCUGUUGUGCGCACCUCUGCUGUUGUGCCCACCUCUGCUGUUGUGCGCACCUCUGCUGUUGUGCCCACCUCUGCUGUUGUGCGCACCUCUGCUGUUGUGCGCACCUCUGCUGUUGUGCCCACCUCUGCUGUUGUGCCCACCUCUGCUGUUGUGCCCACCUCUGCUGUUGUGCGCACCUCUGCUGUUGUGCGCACCUCUGCUGUUGUGCCCACCUCUGCUGUUGUGCCCACCUCUGCUGUUGUGCCCACCUCUGCUGUUGUGCGCACCUCUGCUGUUGUGCCCACCUCUGCUGUUGUGCCGACCUCUGCUGUUGUGCCCACCUCUGCUGUUGUGCGCACCUCUGCUGUUGUGCCCACCUCUGCUGUUGUGCCCAUCUCUGCUGUUGUGCGCACCUCUGCUGUUGUGCCCACCUCUGCUGUUGUGCCCACCUCUGCUGUUGUGCCCACCUCUGCUGUUGUGCGCACCUCUGCUGUUGUGCCCACCUCUGCUGUUGUGCCCACCUCUGCUGUUGUGCCCACCUCUGCUGUUGUGCGCACCUCUGCUGUUGUGCCCACCUCUGCUGUUGUGCCCAUCUCUGCUGUUGUGCGCACCUCUGCUGUUGUGCCCACCUCUGCUGUUGUGCCCACCUCUGCUGUUGUGCCCACCUCUGCUGUUGUGCCCACCUCUGCUGUUGUGCCCACCUCUGCUGUUGUGCCCACCUCUGCUGUUGUGCGCACCUCUGCUGUUGUGCCCACCUCUGCUGUUGUGCCCACCUCUGCUGUUGUGCGCACCUCUGCUGUUGUGCGCACCUCUGCUGUUGUGCCCACCUCUGCUGUUGUGCCCACCUCUGCUGUUGUGCCCACCUCUGCUGUUGUGCGCACCUCUGCUGUUGUGCGCACCUCUGCUGUUGUGCCCACCUCUGCUGUUGUGCCCACCUCUGCUGUUGUGCCCACCUCUGCUGUUGUGCGCACCUCUGCUGUUGUGCCCACCUCUGCUGUUGUGCCCACCUCUGCUGUUGUGCCCACCUCUGCUGUUGUGCGCACCUCUGCUGUUGUGCCCACCUCUGCUGUUGUGCCCAUCUCUGCUGUUGUGCGCACCUCUGCUGUUGUGCCCACCUCUGCUGUUGUGCCCACCUCUGCUGUUGUGCCCACCUCUGCUGUUGUGCGCACCUCUGCUGUUGUGCCCACCUCUGCUGUUGUGCCCACCUCUGCUGUUGUGCCCACCUCUGCUGUUGUGCGCACCUCUGCUGUUGUGCCCACCUCUGCUGUUGUGCCCACCUCUGCUGUUGUGCGCACCUCUGCUGUUGUGCCCACCUCUGCUGUUGUGCCCACCUCUGCUGUUGUGCGCACCUCUGCUGUUGUGCCCACCUCUGCUGUUGUGCCCACCUCUGCUGUUGUGCCCACCUCUGCUGUUGUGCCCACCUCUGCUGUUGUGCCCACCUCUGCUGUUGUGCCCACGGAUGCCACUCGGAUGUCAAAGCCAUGCGGCAGGUGGGCGGCCUGCCCCGUGGCCCCCAUGGCGCGUGUCACGGCCGCCCUGAACCGCGCCUGCUGCACGCGCAGUGGCAGCGUCUGCUCGGGGAACAGCACGAUGCCUGGUGGAAGGUGGAGGCGGGCGCAGCAUUUGAGAAGGAGAGCAUGGCAUGGGCGGCGCACGCAGCGAACAGUGAAGGACACACAGGGCAGCACGGUGCAGAGUGAUGGCAGCACGGUGCAGAGUGAUGGCAGCACGGUGCAGAGUGAUGGCAGCACGGUGCAGAGUGAUGGCAGCACGGUGCAGAGUGAUGGCAAGUGA